Molecule: messenger RNA, 282 nt
Organism: Tupaia belangeri chinensis (Chinese tree shrew)
Lineage: Eukaryota; Metazoa; Chordata; Mammalia; Scandentia; Tupaiidae
Product: HIG1 domain family member 1A, mitochondrial-like
Exons: 2
Coding region: 1-282 (93 amino acids)
Biological process (GO): mitochondrial respirasome assembly; negative regulation of apoptotic process
Cellular component (GO): mitochondrion
Source: RefSeq, a predicted model, not a curated record
AUGUCAACCAACAGUGAUGUUUCUCUCACUUCAUAUACUGAAGAUCAGGGCUCCAAACGUAUUCAAAAAGCUAAAGAGGCACCAUUUGUCCCCAUUGGAAUGGCAGGUUUUGCAGCAAUUGUUGCAUAUGGACUAUACAAAUCAAAGAGCCGAGGAAAUACUAAAAUGUCUGUUCACCUGAUACACGUGUGUGUGGCAGCCCUAGGCUUUGUUGUGGGAGCAAUGACUCUUGGUAUAGGCUAUUCCAUGUAUCAAGAAUUCUGGGCAAAACCUAAACCUUAG